CAACAUUCAGCAUGUUGCUGUCUGUGCUGCUGCUGCUGCUGAUGGUCAGUGGUACAAAACCCGAACAUUAUUAUGGCACUGUGGUGACCUACUACCCAAAGGAAACCUACACAAACGGAUCAGUCUCUGUGAUUCUAAACUUUAAGUUUAACUUCCAUUCCUGCCAAGAGGGUUUGUUUUCUUGCACAGGCAACUGUGCCAAUAAAAGCUUGAUGGUUUCAAAUUCCACCAUUGAGAAAAUCGAUGGCAGCUGGUGUCAAAGGGAAAAAAUCACAUUGAGGCUGUUUUCUAAAAACUCUCCAUUUCAACUUGUGUAUGACAGCGGUAACUGGUUAAUUAAUCAUAAUGGCAUUAAAUCCUGGAGAGCAGUGGUUGAUGUUGAACUGAGACACCGCUCUGACACCAACAAACCCAACUCAUCGCCACAGACCACCAUCUUGCCUGCCUUAAGGGUUCCUUCAAACUGUCAGAGAAAUAUUAACCUGUUGGCCUUUGACCCCGAUGGAGACGAGGUCAAAUGCAGAUAUGCCAGCACUUCCUUGGAAGAAUGCCACUCACCCUGCACACCUCCACCUGUUCUCAGCCUCUCCUCAAAUUGUACCCUGUCAUUCGGUCCAACGUUAUCCCGUAAUGAGGGUUCGUAUGCAGUUCAGAUGGUCAUAGAGGACUUCCCCAGACAACCAAUCACCCUGACUCAAACUGACGGGCCACAUGUUUCCAAAGCUACCCGUGAUGUAAUCAGCAGAAUACCCAUCCAGUUUGCUUUUCUAGGUACAAUCUUACCAAAUUGUUACAAUAUUUACAACCGUAAAGAGCUACUCUAA
This is a messenger RNA of Cyprinodon tularosa, 824 nucleotides long. RefSeq lists its product as uncharacterized. Lineage: Eukaryota; Metazoa; Chordata; Actinopteri; Cyprinodontiformes; Cyprinodontidae. Bases 12 to 824 code for a protein of 270 amino acids. The record is from RefSeq and is a predicted model, not a curated record. The transcript has 5 exons.